Molecule: messenger RNA, 918 nt
Organism: Lachancea thermotolerans CBS 6340
Lineage: Eukaryota; Fungi; Ascomycota; Saccharomycetes; Saccharomycetales; Saccharomycetaceae
Product: chalcone isomerase domain-containing protein
Exons: 1
Coding region: 1-918 (305 amino acids)
Molecular function (GO): intramolecular lyase activity
Source: RefSeq, a predicted model, not a curated record
AUGAUAAGAGCACUCGCAAGGGGGGCUACUAUUCCAAGAAGCUUCCAUUAUAUUCAAUACUAUCAGAAGAGAAAUCUCCUCACCCAUGGUCUGAAGAAGAAGCAUAUCCCACCUUAUAAAACGAUAUUAGCAUUAGGUGCGGGUGCGUUUAUCUCUGGCCUUUUCAUGCUGCAAAAAGAUUCCAUAACGAAUGACGCUGGACCCAUUGAAAAUAGUGAGAGCUCAGUUGAGGUUGAUAAGUCCGUUUCACCCUUCACUGUUGUUUUGUCCCCUCCUGAAACUCUUUUAACCACGAAGUACACACUGUUGGGGUUUGGGCCACGAUCUGUCACGUUCUUGGGAUUCAAGGUCUAUGCGCUCGGCAUUUAUGUUGCUAAUGAAGAUCUACCUCUCAUACCGAAAAUUUUGAAUCCAACUUAUUUGUGCAAGGCCUUUUUAGACACCGACAGUGCGAAGUCACACUCAGAAAAUGUUGGGGCCGCUCUCAAAGACGCAACUAAAUCAAGAGUUCUUGUUGGCAGCCUCAUCGACGGAGGUGUUAGAUUUAUGGCUAAAAUAACUCCCAUCAGAAAUACCGACUUCAACCACUUGAAAGAUGGGCUUGUAAAGUCCAUUUUGAAUCACCCAGAAUGCCAAAAAAAUCAAGAAGCAGUUUCUCGCGGCCUACAAGAACUGAAAAAUGCAUUUACAAGAAAAGGCUCUGUCCCAAAAAAUGAUGACUUGAUUAUCGAGCUACAAGCAAAUGGAUCGCUCCAACUCUCUUACAGGUCUCGCAAACAAAACGAGUGCAUGAUGUUGGGACGAGUUGACGAGCCUUUGAUAGGAAAAUUUUUGUUUAGCCAGUACUUGGGUGGCGAUAAACCACUAAGUCCUCCAACAAGAGAGACUUUCGCGCAGAAGGUCAAAACUCUAGUAUAA